Molecule: messenger RNA, 2497 nt
Organism: Thamnophis elegans (Western terrestrial garter snake)
Lineage: Eukaryota; Metazoa; Chordata; Lepidosauria; Squamata; Natricidae
Gene: TEX12
Product: testis expressed 12
Exons: 4
Coding region: 80-340 (86 amino acids)
Source: RefSeq, a predicted model, not a curated record
AAGCGUCUCCUAAGAUUGUUAUCAGAUAUUCCAGAGAUUUCCCACAAAUAAUGGCCUUGUAUUUUUCAAUUAGGUAACAAUGGCAACUACCCUGGAAAAGUCAGAUGAAUACAAAAAUAAGCGUAAAAAGGAAGCAAAGAAUGAAACUUCCGGAACUGCACAAUUGAGUUUUUUUGAAAAAAAUGAUCCAACUCCUGAAAGCUCCCAGAAAUUUCAUAAAAGUGAUGUUUUGGAAACCAUUUUAAAGGAUACAGGCAAAGAAAUCAACACUCUAUUAUCGAAGUAUGCACAAAUUUUGAGUGAGAGAGCAGCAAUGGAUGCUUCAUAUGUAGAGGAUUGAAGGAAUCCUGAAAGAAGCUUGCUCUAUAGAACAUCACUUGAAGUUGAAAAGAGAGAAUCUAAGGCACAGUUUUGCAGCAAUUGCAGGCCCUCUACAAAAUGAAGAGGGUGUAUCUGGCAAAUGAUUUAAGGCAUGCAUUUACUUGUUCUAUUGUAUUGGGGGGGGGGGGGUGCUUUUAACUUCAAUGACAUUAUACUUCCUUUUUUAUUGAUUUGGAAAGUAGUUCACAAUUUCAAAACAGCAUAACUUAAAAGGAGCCUCAGUAGUUAUAAUUCAAUUAUAAAUAAGAUGCUGGUUUAGAACAGUUAUGUAGGACGUUUUCUAUGGAAAGGCCUAUUAACCUUUCUUUGAAUGACAGAAUGGAGAAAAAUCUGGUGGGCUUCAUCUAAAGUAUGUCAUUUCCAGUGACGAAAAUAAUGACUUAUUGACUUAUUUUGACAGAUACUACAUUACACUCAUUGGAAUUUCAUUUCCAUAGGAAAAAGUUAUGUCGCUGAGUCACAGUGAAAUCUUGGCAUAUAACCCUUUAAUUUUGGCUGGGUUGUAUACGUUAUAUUUUGAUAAAUAUAUAUAAGACUAAAAACUUGUUUUCACUAAAUAGUUUUAGAAAAUGAUGUUUUUCUUUCCUUUAUUUUAUUUUGUCCCUUUGGAAAAAGAAUUCUAUUUUAUAAUGUUGGUGACUUAAAAUGAAAAUAAAAUAGAAAGGAAGAACAUUGUAAUAAUGUUCUUAUUUUGCUUGUGCAUUAUAGACCUUGUCCCAAAAUAAAAUCAUGCUUUGAUGUUAAUCUUAUGGGAUAAUUACUAUAUACAUAUGUAUAGGUAUUAUGAUUAAACUGUUCAUUAUAUUUCCACAUCCAACAUGGUUCCCUUAUUUUUCAUUGCUUUUGAACAUCUAACUGCUACUUUUCUUUCCAUAAUCUGUUUCAUGUGUUAGUGGGUUAGGGCUGAACAUUAUUUAAGCCUCAACCUGCAAUAUCUGAUCAGAAUAAUUUAAUAAUUCCUCCCAUCCUAUUGUUAAAGGAAAGUAUCCCUAAUAGAUCAGAAACAGCUUUCAAUUUGUCUGGUCAGUUUCAUGACCAAGCUUAAAUCAGUUUCACAUUGAAUACUUUUGUUGUCGUGUCUGGUGCAUUGGUCAGAAAAUGAAUAUUUUAAUUACUGUCCUAUUUGUGAAUGGUCACUAAUCACAUUAGUGGCUGAGAGAUGACUGUAGUUCACACUUGAAAUAUCAGGUGAGAAAUUCCCUCAGUUUCUUUUGAACAAUAAUCCAAGUCUCGGCUUUUGUGCACCCAGACAUGGAUCAAAACAAACAGAAGGUUUAAUUAAACACGUCUUGCAAAGUAUUGUUUAGAUUUGCCUCAUCUUUAUCCAAACACACACUGUUCAUACUUUUGCUUGUAGGGAAAUGGUUAAGUUUGAAGAAGUUGGGCUAUUUUUAGGAUUGUACCAGAAUAAUUGAAGGCAUCAUUUCUUUGGACCUGCAGCAAAAUAGGAAUAAUACAAAAUCAUGGAAUAUAAUUGAUGUGUUCCCAGGACAUAGAUCUUCACCCUAGAGCCUGUGCAUAAAGACGACUAUGGCUGAAACAGAUUUAAUUACUAGUAUUUAGCAGCUGCAGCAGACAAAGCUGCUGAAGACAGAGCCCGUAGCAUGUGAUGCUUUUAACUUAGUAAAAUGUAUGUUGCCUUGAACUUCUGAAGAAAAGGCAGAUCUAGCAGCACAACUUUUGCCCUUAGUUUAUUAGCGUCUCUGCUGUGGCAAUACUGAGGUUUGGCUGUAAUAAACAUGGAGAGGAACAGUGAAUAUUUAGGAAACGUUUAGGCAGAAUAAAAAGAAAUGAAGAAUUGUGGGCAAGUAGUUACUUCCUGUGGAGUCUUAGUUUUUCUAAAUUGAUAGAAAAGUUGUAGGCAAAAGAGAGAUGGAAACUGCAACCUUGUAGACCUCAAAGCAACAUCUUCCUCCUCCAGGCAUUGUUUUUUUACACGCUUGGCUUGCCUGGAGGAAUGUGUUACCCACUUCAGAAGCAAACGACUGUAAGAAGGGUUUUGAUUUCCCUGGCAGGAAAGACAGAAGUUUACGAUAGUAGACAAAAAUACACAGCAGGUGGCUGGCAUUUUUCAGGAACUCUCGCCCACCAACUGAACUGGUUUCCCUGUGGUUUU